Messenger RNA from Acanthosepion pharaonis, 633 nucleotides. The record is from the annotation of a GenBank genome assembly. Lineage: Eukaryota; Metazoa; Mollusca; Cephalopoda; Sepiida; Sepiidae.
AUGCUUCUUCAAGAUGAGAUUAAGAUAUACACGUAUCUAUCUAUCUAUCUAUCUAUCUAUCUAUCUAUCUAUCUAUCUCUAUUCGUAUUUAUCUCUGUUCAUAUCUAUCUAUCUAUCUAUCUCAUCCUGUUCAUAUUCAUCUAUCUCCAGCUUUUCCUAUCUAUAUUCCUCGCCUCAACGACCUUAAUACCCUGGGAAAUUUUGUGCGAGGUAUGUUUACUCUUUCUUUAUCUAUCUAUCUAUCUAUCUAGAUAUACUUCCUCCAAAUUAUUUCCUUAUCUAUCUAUCUAUUAUCUAUCAACUAUCUAUUUUCUUUUCUAUCUAUCUAUCUAUCUAUCUAUCUAUCUAUCUAUCUAUCUAUCUAUCUAUCUAUACUUCCUCCAAUUGCUUCGUCUAUCUAUCUAUCUAUCUAUCUAUCUAUAUACUUCCUCCAAAUUAUUUCCUUAUCUAUCUAUUAUCUAUCUACUAUCUAUUCCAUUAUCUAUCUAUCUAUCUAUCUAUCUAUCUAUCUAUCUAUCUAUCUAUCUAUCUAUCUAUCUACUUCCUCCAAUUGCCUCAUCUAUCUAUCUAUCUAUCUAUCUAUCUAUCUAUCUAUCAGUGUCUAUAUAUUUAUCUAUCUGGUCGUCCACUUAG